This is a messenger RNA of Pipistrellus nathusii (Nathusius's pipistrelle), 1725 nucleotides long. The record is from the annotation of a GenBank genome assembly. NCBI's taxonomy places the organism in Eukaryota, Metazoa, Chordata, Mammalia, Chiroptera, Vespertilionidae.
AUGCUAGCGGGCCGCUUGCUGGAGGAGUCGGAGCCUGGGGCUGCUGAGGCGCCCUGCCCAGGGUCUUGCCAGGCGCAGCGCGUCCUGCAGACCCUCCAGGCCUCCCUUCGGAGCCGCACCCUCACCGGCGCGGUGCCACGCGCUGGCGGCCCCGACCUCCCCCCGUGCCAGCGAGCUGCGGGCAGCGCCCACCUCUGCGGCCAGGCGGCGGCCGGGCGACCAGAGCGGGGGCAGGCUGUGGUGCCUGAGAUGCCGGGCGCAGGGCGCACCAGGACGGACUCUUUGAUCAGUUCGGGCGUGCAGAUGCGCGCCGAGGAGGAGGAGGAGGAGGAGGAGGUGGAGGAGGAGGAGGAAGAGGAGAAGGAGGCGGCGGCCGCCCCGCUGGAGCUGGGCGAGCGGCUGGGCGCGGAGGACCUGCGCGAGGCCUGCGCGCGCUUCCUCCGGGGCUGCCUCCGCGCCCGCAGCCCCGCGCUGCGCCCCGUGGCCUCCUCCUCGCCCCCCUCCCUGGCCCUGGACUUCACCGAAGCGGCCCGCCACGCCGGCUUCCUGGAGCUGGCGCCCGGGGAGGUGGCCGCGCUGCUGGCGGACCCGGCGCUGGGCGUGGCGCGCGAGGAGGCCGUGUUCGAGGCGGCCCUGCGCUGGGUGCGCCACGACGCGCCGGGCCGCCGCGCGCACCUGCGGCGCCUGCUGGAGCACGUGCGCCUGCCGCUGCUGCCGCCCGCCUACUUCCUGCAGAAGGUGGAGGCGGACGAGCUGCUGCGCGCCUCCCGCGAGUGCCGCCCGCUGCUGCUCGAGGCCCGCGCCUGCUUCAUCCUGGGCCGAGAGGCCGGAGGGCUGCGCACGCGGCCACGGAGAUUCAUGGACCUAGCUGAAGUGAUUGUGGUCAUUGGCGGUUGUGGCCGCAAAGGACUUACGAGGUUGCCCUUCACCGACGCCUACCACCCGGAGAGCCAGCGCUGGACCCCGCUGCCCAGCCUGCCUGGCUACAUGCGCUCCGAGUUUGCUGCCUGCACUCUCCGCAAUGACAUCUAUGUCUCAGGAGGCCACAUCAACAGCCAUGAUGUGUGGAUGUUUAGCUCCCAUCUGCACACCUGGAUCAAGGUGGCCUCAUUGCACAAGGGCAGGUGGAGGCACAAGAUGGUGGCCUUGCUUGGACAGCUGUUCGUGGUGGGUGGCUUUGAUGGACUGCAGCGCCUGCGCAGUGUGGAGCGCUACGACCCCUUCUCCAACACGUGGGAGUCUGCGGAGCCGCUCCUGGAGGCCGUGAGCUCAGCAGCCGUGGUGCCCUGUGCUGGCCGGCUCUACGUGAUUGGGGGUGCCAGGCAAGACAACAUCAGCACAGACAAGGUGCAGUGCUUUGACCCCAAGGAGGACAGAUGGAGCCUGCGGUCACCAGCACCUUUCUCACAGCGAUGUCUUGAGGCUGUCUCCCUGGAGGACGCCAUCUAUGUGAUGGGAGGCCUCAUGAGCAAAAUCUUCACCUACCACCCUGGUACAGAUGUCUGGGGGGAGGCAGCUGUCCUCCCCAGCCCUGUGGAGAGCUGUGGCGUGGCUCUGUGUGAUGGGAAGGUCCACAUCACUGGUGGGCGGGAUGACCAUGGGGAAAGCACCGACAGGGUCUUCACCUUUGACCCCAGCAGUGGGCAGGUGGAGGCCCGGCCGCCCCUGCAGCGCUGCACCAGCUCCCACGGCUGCGUCACCAUUGUCCAGAGCCUGGGCAGGUGA